Messenger RNA from Pangasianodon hypophthalmus (striped catfish), 2034 nucleotides. Its product is annotated as probable polypeptide N-acetylgalactosaminyltransferase 8. The record is from RefSeq and is a predicted model, not a curated record. The transcript has 11 exons. Gene Ontology annotation, cellular component: Golgi apparatus. The coding region runs from base 224 to 2029 and encodes 601 amino acids. Lineage: Eukaryota; Metazoa; Chordata; Actinopteri; Siluriformes; Pangasiidae.
UUUUUCUUUCUUCUUUAACAAAAUUCAGAAAGAACAUUAGAGUGAUUUGACACUUUUAUAUUUUUUGUUCAAAAAUGCUGUCUGAUUUUCAAACAGAAGUUACUUUUGACUCAGCCAUGUUCAAACAAACAGCUGCAGUCAGAAGCUGUAUUCGGUCAGAGAAGGAACACCCAUUAGUUUAGGCAAGGUGUUGUUAUCAGAAAGUUCUCACAAGGCUCUAAGAAUGAGGCUCUUAAAGCUGACUUUGGCUAGAAUUGUCAUCGGUACUGCCAUAGCUCUCUUUCUGAUCAAUUAUGUGACGAGAUGGAGAGUAUUAAAUAACGACCAGACCGAAAAAAGCGGCACACUGGAGAGAGGACAUGACAAGGAACAAACUGUUGAAAAACUCUAUGACAUGUUGAUGUCCUUCGAAGAAAAACAAAAUCAAAUGCAGAAGAUGUUGGAAGGGAUGCAAAAAAACAGAGAAGAAAAGAAAAGUGCAGGAGAUCAUAAUUCCCUGCUUUUCCCAGAAUCUCCACUGUUUAAAACAUGGGGUAGAAAUCUUUCCCAUGAUGAGCAGCGUGAGGCGCAGAAUGGCUAUAACAAAUAUGGAUAUAACGUCUACCUGAGCAACCGGCUACCAAUUAACCGACCACUACCAGACACCCGUGAUCCCAGGUGUGCUAAGAAGGUGUAUCCGGAGCAGCUCCCGACGCUCUGUGUGGUUCUGAUCUACCUGAACGAGGCUCUGUCGAUCUUAAAGAGAGCCAUACACAGCAUCAUCCACAGAACGCCUGCUCAUCUGCUCAAGGAGAUCAUACUGGUGGACGAUCACAGCACUAAUGAUGACCUGAGAGAGAGUCUUGAUUUCUACAUUGCUGCCACACAGAAGCAGCAUCCUCAGCUGAAAAUCCUUAGAGUGAGACACGAUCGGCAGAUGGGCCUCGCCCAAGCUCGCGUCUCUGGUUGGACUGCCGCUAGUGCUGACGUGGUGGCUAUUUUGGAUGCACAUGUAGAGGUCAAUGUGAAGUGGGCAGAGCCACUGUUAGCGCAGAUCAAGGCAGACAGAACAGUCAUCGUCUCGCCUGUGUUUGACCGAGUCAAUUAUUACGACCUUGAAGUUGUUCAGUACGGUCCUGCGGCUCAUGCCUUUGACUGGGCACUGUGGUGUAUGUACGAGUCUUUCAGUCCUGAAUGGUACAAACACAAUGAUGCCUCACGUCCUGGAAAGUCUCCCUCUGUUAUGGGAAUUCUGGUUGCAGACAGAGCUUUUCUGGGUGAGAUCGGCAGCCUGGACGCAGGAAUGGAGGUUUACGGUGGAGAAAACGUGGAGCUUGGUAUUCGGGUAUGGACGUGUGGUGGGAGCAUUGAGGUAGUGCCGUGCUCCAAGAUCGCCCACAUAGAGAGAGCCCACAAGCCGUAUAUGCCUGACCUGAGCAAUGCCAUGAAGAGAAACGCACUGCGGGUGGCUGACAUCUGGAUGGAUGAGUACAAGUAUCACGUUAACAUAGCCUGGAACCUUCCCCUGAAGAAUCAUGGCUUUGAUAUUGGGGAUACGUCAGAAAGAAAGAAACUGCGAGAGAAACUAAAGUGUAAACCGUUUAAGUGGUACGUGGAGAAUGUUUAUCCUAAACUAGACAGCUGGACCAGCGUUGUGGGCUAUGGAGGAUUAAAAAAUUUAGACUCACAGCUGUGCUUGGAUCAAGACCCUGUACCAGGUCAUGUUCCUAUAGCCUAUGUAUGCCACUAUUAUAGUCCUCAGUAUGCCUAUUACUGGCAAGGUGGCAAGAUUUACAUUGGUGGGAUCAAAUCUCAUAAACAGAAUGACAACAGGUGUCUGGUGGAUCCUGACGCAGGAAAUGUCCCUGGUUUGUACCCAUGCAAAGAGGCUUCGACGAGGAACAUGGGCAUUUACUGGGAUUUUAAACAGGGUGGUGAACUACGCAACCGAAAGACAGAGAGAUGUUUGGAAAUUCACCAUCACACUCUUGUUAUGCAGAACUGCUCAGGACAGCAAUGGGAGAUUAAAUAUGUUAUCAAACCCUUCUGAUGGUU